ACCGGUUAUCGAGAGCGGCGGCAGUGGCGGGAAGGUCGAGCACGGAGAAUGUUCUCCUCAAACGCUGAAUUUUGUUCUGGGUUCGCUCUCACUUCUCAAUUCUGGUGCUCUACUCUGCACUCAUUUGGUUUUUGAGCUUUUCUGUCAACUAACCCAAACCUUAUAAACCCUAACACUAGCAAUGGCGAUGGAUGCAUCCGCAACCAACAAUCUCGACGACUACUCACCUUCUUCAACCGUCAUCAAGUUCGACCGGUCCAUCCCUUUACUUCGAGGACCGUUACCGGCGGAUCCUUCCGACGACCAAUCGGCGGGGCCAUACGUCCUGGCCUUCAGAGACCCGCAAGCUUGGGCCUCUUCAUUCAUAGCUUGCGAGCGCAAGAUCGUUGAGCAGUGUGCGGAAGGGGCAAGGAUUGGUUGCGCCAUCAGCGCUUCCAGCAAGUGUAAGCCUCCUUGGUGGAAGGCUCUAGUGGGUCCCAAACCCAAACCCUCUGAUCUUAGGGAGAGGGAGCUUUGCGAGGAGCGCGAGAUGGAGGAUUGUUUCGCUGCGGCGAAGGAGAAAUGUGUUGGUUUCGCUAGGGAUAAGUGUUUGGUUCCCUUCAGGGAUGCGCGGAUUAUGGUUAGGGGAAGGUGUUUGAAUUCGAAGGAAGCUGUGAAAUUGAUUCAUUGGGUAUCAGUACCUGAGAGGAGGAGCUCGUGGGUUAUGAGUCAAAUGGGUUCUAGGUGCCUGUUUGGUAGUGAAUUCGCAGUGACGAAUUGCAGGGCUAGUGAAUUGCUGGGAUCUGAUGAUUGUGUGAAAUGCAUUUUGGGUGAGCGGCAACAAGGCACCGAAAACUAAAGCAGUGUUUUGAAUGAGGAAGCACAUUCGGUAUAAUUUUGCCGCCUAAUAGUGGAGAAAUUAUCAGAAUCGCCAUCUCGUAGAGUUUUGGGGAAUUAAGCAUCCAGGUUUUUCUUCACUCUUUUUUUGGAUUGUGUUCUGACUAUUAUUUUAUUAGUAAGUUACAAAGAGGUCUUCAUUUGUGUAGUGGAAUCAUAAAAAAUAUAAUAUAGUCCCAUCUAUUUUAAUACUGCAUAUGGUGAAGUACACAGAGGUUAGUUGGAAUCUAAUUGAAUUGAAUCUGAAAACUAUAUCCACUAAAUACUUCCUUUUUACCAUGCUGUUUUAUUGUUUUUCUGCUUGUUCAAUUUUUACCAUGCUCAAUGGAAGCCUGACCUUUGUGGAUUGCAACCAUACGGUCUUUUACUAUUUAUUUUUUUUUAAUAUUUUUUUUCUUCUCUUGCAUGGUUGGUUAUUAAUGUUGAAGGGGAUUUUGAAGGUAAUAUUUCAUCUUCUAUAAGUUGUAAAAUUUUUGAGUCUGCAUAUUGUCAUUGACUUGCUCUUGGAGUUGUUUGAUUGGGUUUGGCAUGAGGUUUCAUUGUUAGUUCAGUAGACAUUCUGCCUCGAUUAUCCUUACUGUUUGUGUCUAUGGUUGGUGAGUUCAGCCCAAUUCUGAGAUGUGAGAUUCAUUACAUCUUGUACAUGUUUAUUCGUAUAGUGG
Messenger RNA from Gastrolobium bilobum, 1538 nucleotides. RefSeq lists its product as uncharacterized. The coding region runs from base 182 to 838 and encodes 218 amino acids. Gene Ontology annotation, cellular component: plastid. Lineage: Eukaryota; Viridiplantae; Streptophyta; Magnoliopsida; Fabales; Fabaceae. The record is from RefSeq and is a predicted model, not a curated record. The transcript has 2 exons.